GAAAGCACUUUGGCUGGGACGGGAGUCAGGACUCCUGGGAGAGGGAGUGCGCAAGCUAGCCAGCUCCAGGACCCCGAGGCUGGGGAGGGAUUCCCGCCCCUUCUGCCCACAGGCGCGGGGCUGAGUGGGAGCAGAGGUGCGGCGUCUGCCCCCCCCUCGGGGGGGGACAGGACAGGGCCUCAGGCCUGGGUGCCUUCUGACACCUGGAAGAUGCCUGUGUCCUGGUUCCUUCUAUCCUUGGCACUGGGCCGAAACCCUGUGGUCCUCUCUCUAGAGAGGGUGGUGGGGCUUCAGGAUGCUGCCCGCUGCUCUCCGGGCCUUUCCUGCCACCUCUGGGAUGGUGAUGUGCUCUGCCUGCCUGGGAGCAUCGUGUCCGCUCCAGGCCCCGUGCUGGUGCCCACUCGCCUGCAGACAGAGCUGGUGCUAAGAUGCCACGAGGAGACCGACUGUGACCUCUGUGUGCGUGUGGUCAUCCACUUGGCUGUGCAUGGGUCCUGGGAAGAGCCUGAAGAUGAAGAGAAGUUUGGGGGAGCAGCUGACGCAGAGCUCGAGGAGCACAGGAACGCCUCUCUCCAGGCCCACGUCGUGCUCUCCUUCCAGGCCUACCCUACUGCCCGCUGCGUCCUGCUGGAAGUGCAAGUGCCCGCUGCCCUUGUGCAGCCCGGUCAGCCUGUGGGCUCUGUAGUAUUUGACUGCUUCGAGGCCGCCCUGGGGGCUGAGGUGCGAAUCUGGUCCUACACUCAGCCCAGGUACCAGAAAGAACUCAACCUCACACAGCAGCUGCCUGACUGCAGGGGGCUCGAAGUCCAGGACAGCAUCCAGAGCUGCUGGGCCCUGCCCUGGCUCAAUGUGUCUGCAGAUGGCGAAGACGUGCGCCUGGUGCUGGAUGUCUCUGAGGAGCAGCGCUUUGGCCUCUCCCUGUACUGGAACCAGGCCCAGGGCCCUGCAAAACCCUGGUGGCACAGAAACCUGACUGGGCCGCAGACCAUUACGCUGAACCACACAGACCUGGUUCCCUGCCUCUGCAUUCAGGUGUGGCCUCUGGAGCCCGACUCCGUCAGGACCAGCAUCUGCCCCUUUAAAGAGGACCCCCGUGCACACCGGAACCUCUGGCGGGCUGCCCGGCUGCACCUGCUGCCCCCACAGGGCUGGCGGCUGGACGCACCGUGCUCACUGCCCGCCGAGGCCACACUGUGCUGGCAGGCUCUGGACGGGGGCCCCUGCCAGCCACUGGUCCCGCCGCUGCCUCGAGAGAAUGUCACUGUGAACAAGGCUCUUGAGUUCCCGUUGCUGAAAGGCCACCCCAACAUCUGUAUCCAGGUGAAUAGCUGGGAGACACUGCAGUUGCAAGAGUGCUUGUGGGCUGACUCUCUGGGGCCUCUCAAGGAUGACAUGCUGCUGGUGGAGACACGAGGCCCCCAGGACAACAGAUCACUCUGUGCCUUGGAAGCCAGUGGCUGCACCCCACUGCUCAGCGGGGUGUCCACGAGGGCAGCUCGCCUUGGAGAGCAGUUACUACAAGACCUGCGAUCAGGCCAGUGUCUGCAGCUGUGGGAUGAUGACCUGGGAGCAUUAUGGGCCUGCCCCAUGGACAAGUACGUCCACCAGCGCUGGGCCCUGGUGUGGCUGGCCUGCUUACUCCUUGCCGCUGUGCUUUUCCUUCUCCUCCUUCUCAAAAAGAACCAUGUGAAAGGGUGGCUGAGGCUCUUGAAGGAGGACGUCCGCGUGGGGGCGGCCGCCAGGAGCCGCGCGGCUCUGCUCCUCUACUCCGCCGAUGAUGCUGGCUUCGAGCGCCUGGUGGGCGCCCUGGCGUCGGCGCUGUGCCAGCUGCCGCUGCGCGUGGCCGUGGACCUGUGGAGCCGCCGUGAACUGAGCGCGCAGGGGCCCCUGGCCUGGUUCCACGCCCAGCGGCGCCAGACCUUGCAGGAGGGCGGCGUGGUGGUCCUGCUCUUCUCGCCCGGGGCCGUGGCGCUGUGCCACGAGUGGCUGCAGGACGCGGCGUCGGCGCCCGUAGCGCACGGCCCGCACGACGCCUUCGCCGCCUCGCUCAGCUGCGUGCUGCCCGACUUUUUGCAGGGCCGGGCGCCCGGCCGCUAUGUCGGAGCCUACUUCGACAGACUGCUGUCCCCGGACGCCGUGCCCGCCCUGUUCCGCACCGUGCCGGUCUUCUCACUGCCCUCACAGUUGCCAGACUUCCUGGGGACCCUGCAGGGGCCCGGCGCCCCCCGCCACGGGCGGCUCGCGGAGAGGGCGGAGCAAAUGUCCCGGGUCCUCCAGCCCGCCCUGGACAGCUGCUUCCGGCCCCCAGGGACCCCGGGGAUGGGUCGCGGGAUGAGGCCUGAGGCAGAGGAGAGGACUUGAAUAAAAGCAGACACUAUUUUUCUA
Camelus dromedarius (Arabian camel) is the source of this 2385-nucleotide messenger RNA. It is a transcript of the gene IL17RC, whose product is annotated as interleukin 17 receptor C. The coding region runs from base 211 to 2361 and encodes 716 amino acids. Gene Ontology annotation, molecular function: interleukin-17 receptor activity. The record is from RefSeq and is a predicted model, not a curated record. The transcript is spliced from 19 exons. NCBI's taxonomy places the organism in Eukaryota, Metazoa, Chordata, Mammalia, Artiodactyla, Camelidae.